Cryptomeria japonica (Japanese cedar) is the source of this 2501-nucleotide messenger RNA. RefSeq lists its product as uncharacterized. The record is from RefSeq and is a predicted model, not a curated record. The transcript is spliced from 5 exons. Lineage: Eukaryota; Viridiplantae; Streptophyta; Pinopsida; Cupressales; Cupressaceae. The coding region runs from base 1360 to 2349 and encodes 329 amino acids. Gene Ontology annotation, cellular component: plastid.
UGUACGAAUUUCAUCACUGCAAUAAUGUAAACCUUUUUAAAAAACAGCCAAUCCAGUUUAUAUGUCAGUCGAACACAACUCUAAGAAAUGAUAAAAUCAUUCUCCAUUUACUGAUUUGUUGUAACUCAAAUUUUGUAAUUGAAGAGCAAAUCUUCUAUUGGGUGUGUAAUUUCUGUUCACCUCUGUAUAUUGAAAUAGCGUUGAGAGACGUGUGUAAGAGUUGAAGGAAGCUUUCAAUACAUCUGCUGCAGGGAAACAAUGUAUCAGCUGAGGGAACAAGGGAAGUAGAAAAUGUCUCACUACGACAAAGAAUACGAUUAUUUAAUGUGAUGAAAUCCUUACAGGAAUGGCAGCAACAACAUAUUGAACUCUUCAUCUGGACUAUGCAGGGCAAGGAAACCAAGGAAACAAAUUAUACCCACCAUGUCUCCUGAAAUCGGUGCACAAGGGAAAUCUUCAAUUUCAAAAACAAAUCAGAAUGCCUCAGUGAAAUCAGCCAAUAGAUACUAGAUUACCAAGAGUCAUGUUUUUGUAGAAAGAAAGUCAUGCCACAGGAGGAAGAUAUGGACAAACAGCAGGAGCAGGAGUUGGAUGCUCUCCAUGCUGAAUACAGGGCAAAAAUUUCUGAAUUUCUAUAACACAUUUCCUUUAUGAACUUUUGCACAUUGAAGACAAAAACCAGAACCGAGAAUGGAAGAAAACCUACUCUAAACAAUCUUCGUAAAGAUUUGCUAAGCAGGUUGGGAAAACUGACCACCCCCUCAUUUAUGGAUCCAGUAGAGCCUCAGCAUGAGCUUGGAUUAAAAGAUUGAACACAUACUUCUCAUUGAUCCCUAUUUAUGAGGAGGAAGCAAUUAAAUUUGCAAUCUUUCAUCUGGAGGGGAAAGCACAUGGGUGGUGGUAUCAUGGUUAAGUCAGUCAAGGGCACAUCCUUAUCACCACCUAUGAAGAAUUUUACAAGAGGUUGACCAAUAGAUUUGAGAGCCAAGACCCAAAGGAGCAGUUUAGAGAACAGAAGACCUGUCACUACUUAUCUGCACAUCGCUGCCCUAGGGACCCUCAGAAACAGCUAGAUUCAAGAUUGUGAGGCAUAGCGCAGGAGUGUUGGUUCUUGCAGACAUAAGGGUUUCAGAUCUGAGGUCAGAAUUCUGUGCAAAAGAGGCUACAAGGAGCUGUUUUAGACCCUAGGUGAGUCCAAAUCAUCCUCAUGGCCAGUGAAGGGAAAUUCUGAGCUAUUACAGGGUAUACCUACUACUAACUGUCAUCUCCUUGAGUAUUACAGUUCAGAUCUGAGUUGUGAAGAAUGAUCUAGGGCAGCCACUGAUUGUCUUUCCAGGGGUUUGCGGUAAAGUAAGAAAUAUGAAGGAUGGUAAUUCUGUAGAUAUUUCACCACCAGCUACAACAAUUGCAUUUGAUCCUGUUAUUCCUUUGUUACGAGUUCCUGUACAGGCAGGUGAAAUAGAUGAUCCCUCGAAGGGUCUCUAUGUUCUUGCUUUUAAAGAUGAAGAUAGCUGGCGCUGUGCAUGGCAUGCCUGUGAAUCUAGGCUUCUUGAGCAGUGCGAGCAACCAAUGGGAGAUCUUCAUGAACACCGAAGGGAAGAUGCAACUGGGUUUCAUAGAUACAGAUGUGACAUGUCUUCAACUUUUUGGUCAUUUACCUUACCUCUAGUUUAUGAGGCUGGCGCUAGAAUGGGGUGUUCAGUUGGUGCCUCAAAUAAGUGCAAACCUCCGUGGUGGAAAUAUCUAUUUCACAUUGGAAAGGUAAGUAGUGAUCAAAUUGCUGAGAGGGAGGCGUGUGAAGAACAUGAGAUGAAAACUUGUGUUCUAGCUUCACGGGAUGCUUGUAUAAAGUAUGCAAAAGACACCUGCAGACCAACAUUUGAAAAUGCACGCAUUGCCAAGCCAAAUCAGAACAUUGAUUCAAUAUUUACAACCCAGAACUACAAAACAGUGAAUUGUUGGAAUAGCAAGUCCGGUGUCAAAUCAGACAAGAGACUUGAUGGUAAACUUGAGGAACCGAUAUGCUCAUCUGAAUCUGAUUUGUCAAGCACUAAAAAAAGAGAAUUUGAAACAACUUAUCGCGGAAGGACUUUGCUAGGUGAAGCUAGCUCUGAAAGGCACCAAGAAGGGCUAGUUAGGGUUGAAGGUUCAAUUCAAACCAAUGAAGUUGGAACACAUGGAGAUGGUAGGGAGGGAGGUUUGGCACAACCCAAGAUUGUAUCUACACAAAGCAAGCCUUCAAAUGAUGUAGGAAAGGUCACAAAACCAGGUUUACCAUUUUUGAACUAUUUACAGCAGCAGAUAAUAACUAAAUUGAAUGAUAUAAAAUUUGGCCGAAAUGGGUCAUAAUUGUUCUGGUGGGUUGGGUCUUGUUAUUUUAUUUUUGCAUGACACUAUUUCUCAUGACUUUUUUUCUAAUCACUGACUGCCUCUACUUUUUAGGGGUUGAUUCUUGUGUUUGCUAUCAAUGCACUUAUCGUACUAAGCUUUACAAACUAAAA